This is a messenger RNA of Apus apus (common swift), 3356 nucleotides long. It is a transcript of the gene EHHADH, whose product is annotated as enoyl-CoA hydratase and 3-hydroxyacyl CoA dehydrogenase. Lineage: Eukaryota; Metazoa; Chordata; Aves; Apodiformes; Apodidae. The record is from RefSeq and is a predicted model, not a curated record. Gene Ontology annotation, biological process: fatty acid beta-oxidation. Bases 230 to 2266 code for a protein of 678 amino acids. The transcript is spliced from 7 exons. Gene Ontology annotation, molecular function: NAD+ binding; (3S)-3-hydroxyacyl-CoA dehydrogenase (NAD+) activity. Gene Ontology annotation, cellular component: peroxisome.
GGCAGCGGGGCCGAGCGGGGUCCCCCCGGUGCCUGCCCUGGGCCCCCGUUCCAGGGCCUGUCAGGGGGAGAACCCCCCUGUUCUGUGGCUGAGGGGAACUAGCGGUUCUGUUCGAACCCCCCCGGCCUUCCCAAACCCGGCGGUGAUCAGCCAGCGCAGUUUGACAGUUCUCCAGGCAUUAGAGGAUGGACUGAAGAGAGCAGAUGCAGAUCCUUCAGUGAAAGCUGUUAUGAUUUAUGGUGAAAAUGGGAAAUUCAGUGCAGGAGCUGACAUCCGAGGAUUUUCUUCUGUCAGGGGACAUGGUCUUGGCUUGGGGCACCUCGUCUCUCUCAUAGAACAGAGCAAGAAGCCUGUGGUGGCUGCCAUUGAAGGUGUUGCCUUGGGAGGAGGCCUGGAGGUGGCACUUGGCUGCCACUACCGGGUGGCACAUGUGAAGGCCCGGCUGGGUUUACCAGAGGUCACCAUUGGGUUACUUCCAGGUGGUGAAGGUACUCAGAGACUGCCCAGACUGAUUGGGGUACCAGCUGCUCUGGAUCUAAUCACUACAGGAAGACACAUUCCAGCAACUGAAGCACUGAAGCUUGGUCUGGUUGACGAAGUUGUGGAAGAAAACACAGUUGAGGCAGCAAUUUGCUUGGCAAACAGAGUGAUUGACCAGCCGUUGGGACCCCGCAGGCUCAGCCUGAAGCCGGUUCCAAAACUGCCCAACAUGGAAGCAUUCCUCAACGGGGCUUUCGCCAAGCUGAAGAAACAGGCCCGUGGUUUCCUGGCUCCGGAGCUGUGCUUGCAGGCGGUGAGAGCAGCCACACAGCUGCCCUUUGCCCAGGGCGUGCGGAGGGAGCGGGAGCUGUUCGCGGUGCUGCUGAGCUCCGGGCAGGCGCGGGCCCUGCAGUACGCCUUCUUCGCCGAGAGAGCCGUGCAGAAGUGGACAACACCCAGGGGAGCUUCCUGGAGAAGUGCCGCCCCUCAGCCCAUCCGCAAGGCAGCCGUGAUAGGGCUGGGAACAAUGGGCCGAGGCAUUGUGACUUCACUGGUUAAAGCCAACAUACCCGUGGUAGCCCUGGAGCAGAAUCUGGAGUAUCUGAACACCGGAAGAAAAGCUGUGAUGCUCCUUUUGGAACGUGAGGCUAUGAAAAUGGAGCAGGGCACCCAAACCCUGGGUUUCCAUGACCCUGCACGUCUCCAGUUCACUGUGGACUUUGAUGUGUUGUGGGAUGUAGAUCUAGUUAUUGAGGCUGUGUUUGAGAACAUGGCACUAAAGAAGGAAAUAUUCCAGAAGCUAUCAAAAAUCUGCAAGCCAGGGGCCUUUCUGUGUACAAACACAUCAGCCCUGAACAUCGAUGAGAUAGCUGCUGCCACCAGCCACCCACAGCAGGUCAUUGGCACACACUUCUUCUCCCCUGCUCAUGUGAUGAGGCUAGUAGAAAUAAUCUAUGGCCACCACACAUCCCCCGUGGCCAUUGCCACUGCUAUGCAGCUAGCCAAAGCCCUGAAGAAAGUUGGAGUGGUGGUAGGGAAUUGUUUUGGGUUUGUUGGGAACCGAAUGAUGUUUCCGUACGUUCAACAGGCAGUCUUCCUUUUAGAGGAAGGAAGCAGACCAGAAGCUGUAGAUCAGGUGCUUGAAGAUUUCGGGUUUAAGAUAGGACCUUUCAGAAUGUCUGACCUGGCAGGGCUGGAUGUGGGCUGGAGGUCUCGAAAGGGCCAGGGCCUCACGGGCCCCUCGCUGCCUGCAGGAACACCCGCCCGCCAGCGGCACGGCCAGCGCUACAGCCCCCUGCCCGACCUCCUCUGUGAGCAGGGCAGGUUUGGCCAGAAAACUGGGAGAGGCUGGUACCAGUAUGAGAAGGCUGGGGGCAGGACAGCCAAGCCAGAUCCAUGGCUCCACAACUUCCUGGCCCAGUACAGGGACACCCAUCGCAUCAAGACCCGCUCUAUAGACCAGGAGGAGAUCCUGGAGCGCUGUUUGUUUCCCCUCAUCAACGAAGGGUUUAAGAUCCUGGCUGAGGGAAUAGCAUCUGGCCCAGAACACCUGGAUGUCAUUUAUAUCAAUGGCUACGGGUGGCCAAGGCACAAGGGGGGGCCCAUGUUCUAUGCCUCCACCGUUGGGCUCCCUCGUGUUCUAGCUAAACUGCAGAAAUACUCUGUGGCCCACCCUGAUGUUCCUGAGCUACAGCCCAGUGCCCUGCUGAAAAAGCUGGUAGCUCUGGGUAGCCCUCCCCUCAAAGACUGGGUGUCCUGCCUCAGCCAGCCAAGCAACAAGCUGUGAUCCCCUCAGUGCCUGCUGUGGAGCCCCCAGCAGUGGAGGCUGAUCUUGUGAAACAGGUGCUGUAAUUGCACUGUCUUUUCUAAUCAAAACCAAAGUGCUGGUAAAAACGUCACUGACCUCCUGGGCCUUUGCAGAGAAUGACUUGGGCUGAUGAUUGAUCUCAAUCUCCCUCUUGCUGCAGGCAGCCACUGCCACCACCCACCCCCUCCUCACCCCCAUCCUUACCCACCUGCUUUGCACGCUGCUGCAUAAAGGCCUGUCUCAUUCUGCUCUGCCCUCAGAUCCUCACAGCCCUGCAUCUCUUCCAGCCUAUCCUUGGGGAAGGGAGGGAGCAGCAUCUACAGCCCACAUGGCAAAUCGUGGUGGGAGGCAAAAUUACCACAAUUCACCCCAGACAAAGAUCUACCAGAUCCUGCCUUAAACCUAUUUCCCAGUUUUUUCUGGUCAUUCCUGUGCAGCCCACCUCUACUGGAUUCCCUGGCUCUCCCAAAGCCAGCCAGCUGGAGCCUGUUCCCUUCCCUCAGCUGGGGGAGAGGUGGCACCUUGAAGAGGGAAAGCCAGAUCAGUUGGAGAGAACAGGUUUGGGCAAAGAGCAAGGAGCAGGGCUGGAACCUCCUCCCUGCUGCAGGGGAGAUUCUAAUAAAUGCCAGAAAAGCCUGAAACGCAUCAACCUGACUAACCUGUCCUGUGGUGCUGGCUCAUGACUGGCCUUCUGCAUCCUGACUUCAUCCUCUGGUAUUAUCCCCACCAGCCUUUGUCCAAGUAGAAGUAUCUUCUGGCACCUCUUGAGUGUGGAAGUGUGUUGCCAUCACUCCCCCUGUCUGGGCUGCCUACAGCUACGGCCAGGUCUUGGGGCUCAGAAUGCUCUAGUGGACCAGACUGAAGCCUGACUUGGGUUUCCACAUGGACAGGGGCACACACAGAAGUGCAUGACUCCAGAGCUGUGCAGGCAGGAGAGGUGCUGCAGGCAGGCAGGGAGGCAGCAGAGCUCUAGAAGAGAACAGAGUGAGCCAAACUUGCUCCAGGCCUGACACUUUGAUAACUAACUUUUGCUUUUUAUUUAAAUAAAAGUGCUUGAAUUCUCUAAUAA